AUGCUCGCCUCCGCGCUGCACGCGGAAGGCUCCGCGGCCGGCCCGCUUGCCGCAUGGGCGGCGGCGGCGGCGGCGGCAGGUCUAGACUUGAACGCAUGGGGCCUGCUAGGAUUGCUGGAAGAUGGCGCGGGGGAGGGUGAGGGGGGGCGGCGCGCGCAAGGGGAGGGGGACGCGGUAGAUCGGCGCUUGGCGGCGUUUCGUCCCCACGAGAACCCGCUUCUUCGCGACGCGCUGCUGAAGCAGAUGCGCGUAGUAGCCGCCGCACGAUCCGCUGGCACGCCGAUAGCUGGAGCUGAUGCAACCGUUGAUAUUUGCAUUAGUGAGUUUGAAGGCGUGCACUAUCGCGUACAGGUGGAAGAGACGGAUCCGGGCACGCUCCUUUUAUCCAUAGCGAUCCCGCAGGCAGGUCCCGAGGUGAUGACCAGCGCGGGACUGCCACGUGUCGGCGGAGCAGCGGGCGGAAGCGAUCUGGGGGAAGCUGUGGCGCGCGGAUUAGGGGGCGCGGGGGGGGAGUCGUGGGGAGGCGCGGGGAUGCUGACGAGUGUGGUGCACCGGAAGGGGCGGGUGAUGUUCGUGGUGUCGCGCGGGGCGAGUGUGACUAUAGUGAUUCCGAUGCGCUUUAAGGACAUGAAUGAUGCUGUCAUCGCGACUCAGUUCCUGCUGGAGCUCGAGGCCACGCGGCGCGAGGCGGACGCGGCGGCCAGGAGGGCCGCCGCCGCCGCCGCAGCCUACGCCGCAGCCACUCUGGAAGCCGCCAAGGCGCACGCGCAGGCGCUCCUCGACCCGCCAUUCUCCUUCUCGUAUGUUUGUCCUGAGGAGGUGCGGGAGGCGCCUAUUCAGUACCGGUCUGCGAAUGCUGGGUUUGCGUGCUUCCACGUGGGGAGGCGGCACUUGGAGGGGGGAAGCGGGGGAGGGGGCGGAGGAGGCGGGGGGGAAGGCGGAGAAGCGGGGUGGCGGUGGGAGCGCGUGGUGUGGGGGCUGGAGAGCUUUCACGGGGUGGUGGCGAACCAUGUGCGGUGGAGCAAGGUGUCCAUGCGCAGACGCAUGCGCGCCUGGGAAGAGCGCCUGCACCAGCGUCUUCCCCAACCCCCCCUGCCUGUGAUGCGCCACUCCCCCCACAAGGAGUCCCCCUCGCUCCCCCUUCCGCUGCUGGCUUGCGCGGAUGAUGAGGAGGAGGCGGAGGAGGAAGUGUGGGGGGAAGGGGGAGCGGAUGGGGGGAUUCAUGGGGCGGAGGCAGCAGCAUUGGCUGAGGAAGUGGCAGGGAUGAUGCGGGGAGGAGGGGAGGAAGGGGGAAGGGGGGAAGGGUCGAGAGGGGGGCGGAGAAAGGGGAGGAGUGGGGGGAAGGAAGGGGGGGAUGGGAUGGGGAGUGGGAAGGAAAGGAGGUUGAGAAGGAAAGGAUUAGAGGCAGGUAGGGAGGGAAGGAGGAGGGGGAUAAUGGAGGGAUAUGGGAUGGGGGGGGAUAGGGAAGGGCCAAAAAGACAGAAAUCAAGUGUGGGGAGGAAUGAGAAGGAGAAAGGGAAGGAGAAACAGAAGGAGAAGGAGAAGGAAGGAGGUAGGAGCAAAAAGAAACUUCUGAAGGGGAAGAGUGGGAAGAUGGGGAAAGGGUUGACAGGGGAUGUGGGUGGGAAGAGUGGGAAGGAGAGGAAGGGGAGGGAUGGAGAUCCAUGGAUGGCAGAGGAGCCUGAUGGUGAGGUGGAGCAGGAUUGGUUGGGGAUGGGUGAUGCCAUUCCAGCUGAUUUUUAUUCCCCUGCUGCUGAUGCCCCUGAUGGUGCUGAUGGUGCUGCUGCUGAUGCUAGAAUGUCAGAAGCUGAUGCUGAUGCUGAUGCGAGGGAUGCAGAUGAUGGGAAGGGGACGGGAGGGCAUGAGUUGAAGGCUGGUGGACUGAGGGAGACGAAGGGAGGUGAGGAGGUCCAGGAAGGGAGAAAAGAGGAUGAGAAGGAAAUGGAGGGAGAGGAGGUGAGGGAAAAGGAAGGAGAGGAGGUGAAUGAAUCAGGAGGUGAGGAGGAAAAGGAAAAGGGAGGAGAGGAGGUGAAGGAAAAGGAAGGAGAGGAGAAGGAGAAGGGAGGAGAGGAAGAGAAGGAAAAGGGAGGAGAGGAGGAGAAGAAAAAGGGAGGAGAGGAGGAGCUGGAGAAGGGAGGAGAGAAGGUGAAGGAAAAGGAAGGAGAGGAGGUGAAGGAAAAGGAAGGAGAGGAGGUGAAGGAAAAGGAAGGAGAGGAGGUGAAGGAAAAGGAAGGAGAGGAGGUGAAGGAAACGGGAGGAGAGGAGGAGAAGGAAAAGGGAGGAGAGGAGGACAAGGAAAAGGGAGGAGAGGAGGAGAAGGAGAAGGGAGGAGAGCAGAUGAAGGAAAAGGAAGGAGAGGAGGUGAAGGAAAAGGAAGGAGAGGACGAGAAGGAAAAGAGAGGAGAGGAGGACAAGGAAAAGGAAGGAGAGGAGGUGAAGGAAAAGGAAGGAGAGGAGGACAUGGAAAAGGGAGGAGAGGAGGAGAAAGAGAAGGGAGGAGAGGAGGUGAAGGAAAAGGAAGGAGAGGAGGUGAAGGCAAAGGAAGGAGAGGAGGUGAAGGAAAAGGAAGGAGAGGAGGAGGAAGAAAAGAGAGGAGAGGAGGACAAGGAAAAGGAAGGAGAGGAGGUGAAGGAAAAGGAAGGAGAGGAGGUGAAGGAAAAGGAAGGAGAGGAGGAGGAAGAAAAGAGAGGAGAGGAGGACAAGGAAAAGGAAGGAGAGGAGGUGAAGGAAAAGGAAGGAGAGGAGGUGAAAGAGAAGGAAGGAGAGGAGGGGAAGGAAACAGGAGGAGAGGAAGAGAAGAAGAAGGGAGGAGAAGAGGAGAAGGAAAAGAGAGGAGAGGAGGUGAAGGAAAAGGGAGGAGAGGAGGUGAAGGAAAAGGGGGGAGAGGAGGUGAAGGAAAAGGAAGGAGAGGAGGAGAAGGAAAAGAGAGGAGAGGACGUGAAAGAGAAGGAAGGAGAGGAGGGGAAGGAAACAGGAGGAGAGGAAGAGAAGGAGAAGGGAGGAGAAGAGGAGAAGGAAAAGGGAGGAGAGGAGCACAACAAAAAGGGAGGAGAGGAGGUGAAGGAAAAGGGAGGAGAGGAGGUGAAGGAAAAGGGAGGAGAAGAGGUGAAGGAAAAGGGAGGAGAGGAGGACAAGGUAAAGGGAGGAGAAGAGGAGAAGGAAAAGAGAGGAGAGGAGGACAAGGAGAAGGGAGGAGAGAAGGUGAAGGAAAAGGAAGGAGAGGAGGUGAAGGAAAAGGGGGGAGAGGAGGUGAAAGAGAAGGAAGGAGAGGAGGGGAAGGAAACAGGAGGAGAGGAAGAUAAGGAGAAGGGAGGAGAAGAGGAGAAGGAAAAGAGAGGAGAGGAGCACAACAAUAAGGGAGGAGAGGAGGUGAAGGAAAAGGGUGGAGAGGAGGUUAAGGAAAAGGGAGGAGAAGAGGUGAAGGAAAAGGGAGGAGAGGAGGUGAAGGAGAAGGAAGGAGAGGAGGGGAAGGAAACAGGAGAGGAGGACAAGGGAAAGGGAGGAGAGGGGGUGAAGGAAAACGGUGGAGAGGAGGGGAAGGAAACAGGAGGAGAGGAGGAGACGGAGAAGGGAGGAGAAGAGGAGAAGGGAGGAGAAGAGAAGGAAAAGGGAGGAGAGGAGGUGAAGGAAAAGGAAGGAGAGGAGGUGAAGGAAAAGGGAGGGGAGGAGGUGAAGGAAAAGGAAAGAGAGGAGGUGAACGAAAAGGAAGGAGAGGAGGUGAUGGAGAAGGAAGGAGAGGAGGGGAAGGAAACAAGAGGAGAGGAGGAGAAGGAGAAGGGAGCAGAAGAGGAGAAGGAAAAGAGAGGAGAGGAGGACAAGGGAAAGGGAGGAGAGGAGGUGAGAGAAAAGGGAGGAGAGGAGGUGAAGGAAACGGGAGGAGAGGGUGUGAAGGAAAAGGAAAGAGAGGAGUGUUGA
This is a messenger RNA of Closterium sp. NIES-65, 3915 nucleotides long. The record is from the annotation of a GenBank genome assembly. NCBI's taxonomy places the organism in Eukaryota, Viridiplantae, Streptophyta, Zygnematophyceae, Desmidiales, Closteriaceae.